Molecule: messenger RNA, 2442 nt
Organism: Medicago truncatula (barrel medic)
Lineage: Eukaryota; Viridiplantae; Streptophyta; Magnoliopsida; Fabales; Fabaceae
Exons: 3
Coding region: 226-1608 (460 amino acids)
Molecular function (GO): protein binding
Source: RefSeq, a predicted model, not a curated record
UACAUUCGUGCUCGGAAGGAAAAUACAUUACAAUUUCCAAUUCUGAAUAGACGGACAUACUCCCUUUUUGACAGAAGAUUAUUACACUUCUGCUGCCUUGUCCAAGCCAGACGCCACCAGAUCUCCGCCGUGGACUCCGACGACCGCCUCUUUCUCGAAUUGAACAAGUAUCUACUCAUCGGUUUCUCAUUGAAUUGAACAAACCUUGAGGGAUUAAGAAAAACAAUGGAAGGGGGUGAAAAUAGUAAAACUGACAACCUUAAUUGGGAAGUUAUACUAAGAAAUUAUGAGAAUGUUAUAGCUUCAGGAACCAAAUCUAUGAAAAUUAAAGCAAUGUUCAUGCUGGCCAAAUACUCGAACAAAGCCCCGGAACAUGUAUUAUCUACCACCAUUCCAAUUCUCACUGAGAUUCUUUCUCAUAAUAACAUUGCAAAUAAUUCUGCUCCUGGUUCACUUCAAGAAGCUGCUGCUUAUUGCUUGAAGUGUAUUGCUUGCAGAGGUGAUGGUAGUUUGGCAAUUGAAAUGGGCGAACAUGGUGUUGCGCGUUCUUUGAUAAAGUUGUUACCUCGUGCCGAGGGAAAGAUGCAAAAAGUGUUGAUAGAAUGUUUGUUGGUUGUUUUAAGUUUUUGUGAUAAUAGUAGGACAUUUGUUGCAGCUAAUGGUGGUUUAGAGAUUAUUAUUAGUUUGUUGAGUACUUGUAGCGAUGAUGUUAGAUUGUAUUUGUUAGAGAUUUUGAGUGCGUUGGCGCUUCGGAUGGAGGUUCGGAAGGAACUCGUUAGAUUAGGAGCACUUCGUUUUAUUGUUGAGGCUGCUGGUGUUGGUAACAUGAUUUCGAGGGAAAGGGCAUGUCAAUCGAUUGGAUUGGUUGGUCUUUCAAGGCAAGUUAAGCUUAUGCUUUUUGAAUUGGGAGUGAUACCCGUGCUUGUGGAUUUGUUUCGUGAUGGAGAUAACACUACAAAACUUGUGGCCGGUAAUACUCUUGGUGUGCUAUUGAACCAUGUUGAUUACAUCAGACCAAUUGCUCAAGCUGGGGCUAUACCUCUUUAUGCGGAGCUUCUUCGAGGAGAUGAUGUUUCUGGUAAGGAGAUAGCUGAGGAUGUGUUUUGUAUAUUGGCUGUUGCAGAGGCGAAUGCUGUUGAAAUUGUGGGUCACUUGGUGAGACUUCUUAGAGAAGGUGAUGACGAAACUAAAGCAGCAGCUGUCAAUGUGAUAUGGGAUCUGUUGCGAUACAAGCACACACCUUCUGUGUUCCGGAAUUCAGGUGCGGCUUUUAUCCUUGUUGAGUUGUUGAGCCAUGGGACUGAAGAAAUAAAGAAAAAGAUUUCUGGGGCUUUUUCUCAGAUGAGCUACCAGGAAUGUGGUAGAAUGGUCCUUGGUGAUGCAGGAGCAAUUCCGCUUCUUAUUGAUUUACUACACGACGAGACUGGGGAACUAAGGGAUAAUGUGGUUGAGGCUCUUUCUAAUUUUCAUGAGGAUCCACUGUAUCAUGAUACAUUAUCGGAUGUAGUUAAUGCUCCUUCAUUCAGAAUUUUGCAGAAUAGACUAACUCCUCUUCGAGCAACGAGCGAGCAUAUAACUAGAUCGUUACGUAGAACGGGUAUCGAGUAGCUCAUUUGGAACCCAAAUCAUGUUUAAUCAAUCUUACAGUGUAGGGCCUGCAAGUCACUUCUCUGGUCUCCAACAUUUUGCGACACACAUUUUGACGGAAAUACUCUCCUUUAUCAAAAUCAAUAAAAAGAAACACCGUAUAAAGAAUAUGAAGAGAUUCAUUGAUUAUCCUCUCCCUCCCAACCGCCUGUUGUCGUCGUCCAAGCCAGUCGCCACCACACCUCCGCCGUGGACUCUGACGAGUGACGACAGCCUCUGUCUCCACUCUAACCACGCCAACACCGAGUGAGCUCAAUUUGUUCUUACUGCAACCUCUCCACUGAGUGAACUAAGAAAUAGUGUUGUUGAGUCUCUUUCCAAUUUUGAUGAAGAUCCGUUACACUGAUAGAUUAUCUGAUGUAGUUAAUACUCCUUCAUUCUGAUAUAUGCAGAAUAGACUAAUUCGUAUUCGUGCAUCAAACGGGCAUAUGACUUGAUCUUUUUGUAGAACGAGUGUUGAGCAACUCAUUCGGAUCCUGGAUUAUGUUUAAUUGUCUUACAGGUAUGUUUUGAUCUUGAUGCUUUUACAAAGCAGGUUGUUGGGACUCUUACCUUGUAUCAGUUUCACUCCCUGUCUUAGAUUUAUGUUGUAAUGAAAAUUGGUAGAAACAGUCUUGGUAUCAUUGUUGUAUAAUUUAUAAAAGAGGGAGUAUAUAGUCAUUUGCUUGUAGGAAAAUGCUUGAAUUUCUUCAACUUAUCUGGCAUUGUCACCUAUUGUUGUAACUUGUAAUUAUUACUGAUGAGGAAAGUAAUAGCCUUUGUGUUAAUCUUGAUGAAUUAGAAGCCUUUGUGUUA